Penicillium cosmopolitanum is the source of this 297-nucleotide messenger RNA. Its product is annotated as succinate dehydrogenase assembly factor 1. NCBI's taxonomy places the organism in Eukaryota, Fungi, Ascomycota, Eurotiomycetes, Eurotiales, Aspergillaceae. Bases 1 to 297 code for a protein of 98 amino acids. The record is from RefSeq and is a predicted model, not a curated record. Gene Ontology annotation, biological process: mitochondrial respiratory chain complex II assembly. Gene Ontology annotation, cellular component: mitochondrion. The transcript is spliced from 2 exons.
AUGGCCCGGCUCUCUGGUCUCCAGCGGGAGGUCCUGUCUCUGUACCGAUCAUGUCUGCGUGAGAUCCGCAACAAGCCCGCUGUGGGUGUUUCUCUCCCUCCUCCCCACACUAUGCACACUUUUCUGACUGCCCUUCUCCAGGAUUCUCGCAAUAACUUCAAACGAUAUGCACGUGCGGAAUUCCAAAAACAUCUCUCGGUGAAUAAGAAGGACUUUAGCACCGUCGAAUAUCUCUUGCGCAAAGGCCACCGCCAGCUAGAGAUGUACGCUUCCCCGGGAAUUCGCAACAUCAGCUAA